This is a messenger RNA of Protopolystoma xenopodis, 1140 nucleotides long. NCBI's taxonomy places the organism in Eukaryota, Metazoa, Platyhelminthes, Monogenea, Polystomatidea, Polystomatidae. The record is from the annotation of a GenBank genome assembly.
AUGGAGACAACUCACCGUACGAUAUUCCCUCCCCUUCAUUCUCCGGUGGCUUCUUUGAGCCACCGGGGUAGCCCCCCUCCACUCAAUUUCGGCUUUGAUACGCUUUUUGACGAACUUGGUUUCGACCCAUAUCUGCCUACCACAAACGCACCCGCCCCUACAAGCUUUCAUUCUUCUAUAAAUCAAAGCAGUGAGGUUGAAUUCCUUGGUUUGCCUAAUGACUUGAUUGACUUCAUUACUGAUUAUGAUGCCAGAGUUGAUGCAAGCGAGCCUGGUUUGGAGCAUAGUCCCGAAAUGCUCACUAACCGUUGCGAUGCCUUUGCUUGCGAAAUUCCUUCCAUAAAUACGUCCCGAAGGCGCCGAAAAGACUUGCUUAACCCUCUUCCUGAAUGUCACGUGACACAUGAAGUAUCUGCCCUUGCUAAUAGUAGUCGCCAUAAAUUCCCGAAGGAUGAUCGAAUUUCAAGGAAGCGGUUAUCUAACAGACAAUCUGCCUUUCGCUACAGGCAGAAAAUCAAGGCUAAGAAUGAGCUUUUGGAGAAUGAGCUAUCUUCUACGCUGUCUCGAUACAAGAGUGCAAAGCAUGCAUAUGACCGGCUGCUUCUAACGUAUGGAGAAUUACAAAGGCUUGCCCUCGAUCUCCUUAAGUCUGUUGGUGCAUCCGAUUUAGUGAGGAGUCAAACGACAAACAGCACCUGUGAAGUUGCCAGGCUUGCUGUACCUCAUCUGUGUUAUCUUGGCAUUGCUCUAGCAUCCUCUUGGAUAGGCCGCACUUAUUCGUUGCACGGUGGUGGCACCCGACGACUUAUGGGUGAUGGUUGCGCUUCCGUGAGCUCAGCGUGCAGACUGGAUGAUGCCACGGCUGGGGCUUCUGGCCAUCGAGACAGCCAAAUAAAGUACAGACAACUUCAGACUAGUCUACAAGUCCUAUCUGCAUGUGUGUCAGAAACCACUAAGCAGCAAAGAAAUUUGGCCGAUAUGCUCGAGGAUUUAUCUCAAAGUCAGCCAGAGUUAUCUAAUGAGUUUAUGAAGAAUGCAGAAGUGCAACGUGUAAUUUCAUUAAAUGGAAUUAAACUUUCAGGUAGACCUAAUGUCUUAAAUUGGAACUUUAUUUUCCAUUGGUCUCUUAAAGAGAUAUAA